UAUUGUAUCGAUAAAUUUAUGGUCACACUGCAGCACGUUCUUUUUAGACAAAUUGAUUAAUUUAAUUAAAAAUAAGCAAUGUGGAGCGUGAAAACAAUCACACAGCUAUUCAAGGCGAGUCUGUCAACAGGCAAGUUCGCAGCCAUCAACACAGCCGGCCUCAAGUAUUUUGCUCCUCCAAUCAAAUAUCAAAAUGUUCAGCAGCCAGAACGCCCCAAACUGCGGAUAAUGGAGCGCAUGCCGCAGCUGCCACCUAACCUACGUCCACCCAAAAUGCAGAAGCGCUUGCGCUACAUGCGUGGCCCAGAACUUGUCCACAACACUCUUCUCCACAAGCAGUAUGCGAUCAUAGCCACUGGCGGCGGUCGCCUGCGAUGGGGUCACUAUGAGAUGAUGCGUCUUACCAUCGGUCGGAAGAUGAACGUCCAAACGAUGUUUGCUACGUGGCGAGUGCCCGCCCCCUGGCAACCCAUAACAAAGAAAGGGCAGGGCCAGCGCAUGGGAGGCGGCAAGGGUGCCAUCGAUCAUUAUGUAACGCCCAUUAGGGCAGGUCGUGUCAUCGUCGAAAUAGCCGGAAAAUGCGAGUUUGUCGAGGUAAAGGGAUUCCUGCAGCAAGUCGCCAACCAGCUGCCCUUCCAAGCGACUGUCGUCUCUCAGGCGAUGCUCGACGAGAUGCUGGCCGACGAGGAGCAGCACGCACGCGGAAACCAAAACCCAUUCACCAUGAAAUACGUCAUCCAAAACAAUCUGAAUGGCUGCCAUCGGUGGCUUUCUCCCGUAGAUCACAAGUGGUUUGGCAAGCACUUGUAGAUCGAUUUAACCCUCAUUAACUCUUAUCCCGUUAUGUACCCGCAAUAAACAAACUAUUGGUUGUUAAGUUUU
Drosophila obscura is the source of this 882-nucleotide messenger RNA. RefSeq names its product 39S ribosomal protein L16, mitochondrial (gene mRpL16). The coding region runs from base 79 to 810 and encodes 243 amino acids. Gene Ontology annotation, molecular function: structural constituent of ribosome; rRNA binding. The record is from RefSeq and is a predicted model, not a curated record. Gene Ontology annotation, biological process: mitochondrial translation. The transcript has 3 exons. Gene Ontology annotation, cellular component: ribosome; mitochondrial large ribosomal subunit. NCBI's taxonomy places the organism in Eukaryota, Metazoa, Arthropoda, Insecta, Diptera, Drosophilidae.